GAUUAUUUUGUAUUUUCGUGAUGUGACAUUUUUCUGGUGAAAAGCAACAAAGAUGCAAUCGACGCAACUAGUGAUACGAUGUUUCUGGGCUAUGUCAAUAUUCGUAUUAGCAGCGGGUAGAAUUCACAAACUCGAAAUACGGAAAGACAUACGGCGAUUCAUUGCGUUAAGUACCUUUGGUUUCUACAAAGGAGGUACUCUCGAUGUAAAUUUAACAAACUUCAAAGCUGACCCAUUUGACGAGAAUGCCUUGUUUGGAUUCACUUUGGAUCGUACCAUAAGCGAUCCGCUGAAUCCAUAUUUAGACAAUCACCGGGAAGGAUGUGAACUCCAAGACAUUUCGAGCGCCAAGCCCGAUUUCGAUCAAAGAAAUGACAGCGCCAUAAUAUAUUUCACAAUGGACCUCAAGAACAACUUGUUGAAGAUAAACUGUAGUCGAAACGUACACAUCGCACAUAUUUAUAAAGAUUUCAGCAACGUGUUUCUAAUUCGGGAGAGAAGAGAUUCUUUUCCACCCAGGUUCAACGAUAACAUUCUUCCGGGUAACGAAAGAACUAAUAUCGAAGAUGAAUCUGAGAUGGGAUUAGACGGUAACGUUUGUUCUGGUCAAACGACCCCGUUCGCGAUGACCGUACAGACCGUGAAAGGAGAAAAGUAUUACAAUACAAGUUUUUCUAUGUAUAUUGCCAGUGCGGAAGAAGAAGGUCUCUAUAAUCUUUAUUUCUAUAAUUGUCCAAAUUAUAAAUUUGAUACCCAGGUAGCAUUGGAUUUCACGAUACAAAUAUCGGAAAUUAACAAUGGAAAUUUCCUCAGUGCAGGUGAAAUGCCUUUACCAGCUCUAUAUUUCAUGAUGGCACUUUUAUUCUUUCUGUCAGGUUGUUUCUGGGUAUUUAUUCUUAAGAAGAGCAAGCACCCUGUUUUUAAGAUUCAUUACUUAAUGGCGGUUUUGGUGUACCUGAAAUCCAUGUCAUUACUCUUCCAUGGGAUUAAUUAUCAUUUUAUUCAAACAAAAGGGGAGCAUGUUGCUGCUUGGGCAAUUCUAUAUUAUAUCACACAUUUAUUGAAAGGAGCUGUACUUUUUAUCACCAUUUUAUUAAUUGGCACUGGGUGGACAUUUAUUAAACACAUUUUAGCUGAUAAAGAUAAGAAGCUCUUUAUGAUAGCAAUACCGUUACAGGUAUUGGCAAACGUGGCAGAAAUAAUAAUCGAAGAAAGCGAAGAAGGAGAUAUAGAGUAUAAAACAUGGCGAGAUGUUUUUAUUCUCGUGGACUUGCUUUGUUGCGGUGCUAUUAUAUUUCCAGUAGUUUGGAGUAUUAAGCACGUAGAGGAAGCUGCACACAUAGAUGGCAAGGCAGCUAUCAACUUACGCAAGCUCAAACUUUUUAAGCAUUUCUAUAUUAUGAUAUUUUCUUACAUUUACUUUACCAGAAUCGUAGUGUACUUACUUAAGAUUACAGUACCUUUCCAAUACGAAUGGUUAGAUGAAAUGUUCCGAGAAAUGUCUACAUACGUCUUUUUUGUUCUUACCGGGUAUAAGUUCCGAGCAGCAUCUGCGAAUCCGUAUUUUACAUUAACUAACGAUGAAACAGCUCAGGCUGACGAGGACGACGAGAUGGAUGUCGUUCUUUUUUCCAGUGUUUCCGGAGGUAGCGGUAUUACCGAAGGUCUCAGUAAAGUGAGCAAGGUGUCGAAAGUUUUGAGGCCCAUUACUUCGGAUGUUCCAUCCACUCAGGAAGAAAGAGACUGUUUGUUUAAUAAGACAGAACCUUCUCACGACUAUGACUGAACUAUCUACGAUGCAGGAGUUGGUCGUAAUGCAACGAUAAUUCAGUAUGAACGAACGUAAAAGACUAGUUUUCUGUCGUGUGAUACUUCAAAAGAGUGCCAGCAGUCAACAAUAACACUUAUCAUGAACAACAUUUGAAAGCUAACGAACGAAAACAAAAAUAUGUAGUUAAAAGUAGCAUCGAUCCUAUUGUUUGGGUUUGUUCCAUAUAUUUUUUUUUAUAGCAGAAAAACCGAUAUUUUAUUUAUCAAAUGGUUACACAUUCUAUUCCUCUUUGUUCUAAACUUGCAGAACGUAUUUUUAAUUCAUUUUAAUUUGGAUUUAAUGUUACACGAGAACCUUUGGUUUCAACAGUUAUCGAAAAAUUUUCUCUUAUUCAUCUUUUUUGUUUAUUUAACACGCAAUAGAAUUUAUUGCGCGUAUACGCAAGUAUAUACAUUAUCUGUUUUCCAAUACGUAACUUCGAAUCGGAGUUUAAAAUUUAAUGUAAUUUACAAAUACCGAUAGAGAAGUAUUAUAGAUAUUGGACAGAGCUAAUCUAGGUGGUUUUAAAAGUUUAAUGUUUUCUAUACGCGAUAUAAUAUGAUUAUACGUUUAGACUCGUACUUUAAUGCAAGCUCAAUGAGAGUAAAUUCGUGUUUUGAUAUGCAUCUUGUUGUAGCUGAUUUUUCUUAGGCAUUUAGCAAAACGGGAAACAUUUCCAUUUAUGUUUCCUAUAAUAAACUUAGUUUUCUUCGAAAGAAGGAGCCGCGCUUCGGCGCUUUAGCAAUCUUGUGAUAAUUGAUACAUCAAACUUGGUGUAUCAUGAUCCAUUUUUGUAAAGCACUUGAUAACCUUUUAUAUAGAAAUAAUUAUUGUGUCAAAAACAAAUGUCAUAUGUUUUAAAACAUCUAUUGUGUCCCAUUACGAAAUACUGUGGUUAUUAUUACUAUUCUCUGUAUUGUAUAUUGUAGUAAUUAUCGUUAUGUCUGUUACUAUUAGUACUUUAUUAUAUGUAACAAAAGGGACACGCAAGAAACGAGGUUUGAGAAAUAAAAUGGAUAUUUUUAUGAAA
Molecule: messenger RNA, 2840 nt
Organism: Bombus pascuorum
Lineage: Eukaryota; Metazoa; Arthropoda; Insecta; Hymenoptera; Apidae
Product: protein GPR107
Exons: 10
Coding region: 53-1786 (577 amino acids)
Biological process (GO): transport
Cellular component (GO): Golgi apparatus; membrane
Source: RefSeq, a predicted model, not a curated record